GAAGAACAACAAGAACCACAGAAGAAGCCGUGACGAGGAACAAUGAUCCCCUAAAAAACAAGAUCGAAGCCAGAUAUGAUCGCGCGCACUGAACGGGGACCCAAUCGGCAGCAAUGCCAGCGCUUCGCGGAGCGUAGGAGCGCAGCUCGACAGUCGACAAACCCUAGAGCUUGAAAAUAUUUCCCCCAAUUUGCUACGACCUAGAAGCAAAGCCGUUCUUCCUGUACCAAAGUGGGGUCUUAGGCUAGAUUCCUGGGUGGAUUUUCGCAGAAAUUCCACUGCCGAAAAAGAGCUCUCUUUCCUCUCACCUCCAUUUAGUUCUUCCCUCCCCAGGGACGCACAAAGAAAGGCCCCAAUGGAGGAGGGCAGCAAGAACAGCAGGCGCUACAUUCUCACCAAAUGGGCGGGAUUCGUCUCGGCAAUCUGGGUCCAGGCGAUCGCCGGCAACAACUAUGGCUUCUCCAAUUACUCCGUGGCGCUCAAAUCCAUCGGCGGCUACAACCAGGUGGAGCUCAACAAUCUGGGUGUCGCCAAGGACGUCGGCAAAGCCCUAGGCGUCCUCGCCGGCUUGGCCUCCGAUUUCCUCCCCCCCUGGCUCAUCCUCUUGAUCGGCUCGCUCGACGGCCUCGUCGGCUAUGGCGCGCAAUGGCUCGUCCUCAGCAGGAGAAUCGCGCCGCUACCCUACUGGCAGAUGUGCGUGGUGCUGUGUAUGGGCGGCAACAGCACGACCUGGAUGAACACCGCGGUUCUAGUCACCUCCAUUCGCAAUUUUCGCUACAAUCGCGGCCCGGUGGUGGGGAUUCUCAAAGGAUACAUUGGCCUCAGCACCGCGAUCUUCACCGUGCUGUGCUCCGCGCUCUUUAGCAACGAUCCGGCCAAGUUCGUGCUCCUCCUGGCGAUCAUCCCCUUUGCGGUGUGCAUCGUCGCCAUGGUCUUCCUCCGCCCGGUGGCGCCUGCCAGCAGCAAGCCCGAGCAGGAGGAGGAGCGCCGGGGCUUCUUCUUCCUCAACUCCAUGGCCACGCUCCUCGGCGUCUACCUCCUCUUCUACGAUUUCCUCAAGUUCUCGGGAACCAUCGCCGCGAUCUUCUUGCUCGUCCUCCUGCUGCUCCCGCUCUAUCUCCCGGCCAAGCUCCUCCUCUUGCCUCGCAAAUCGAUCCCCCAAGAUGUGGAAGCGCCGACAGGGGGGAAUCUCGAUCAACCAUUGCUACAUCCGCAGCAAGUACAGGGGGAGAAUCAAACCCAACCGGGGCAAUCCUCGUCCCCCUCAAUCGAUAAGGACGAUCUGGCGAAGAACCGUGGAGAGCGGAUCGUCCAUGGCUCUCCAAAGCUCGGAGAAGAUCACAACGUGCUCCAGCUCGUCAAGAGGUACGAGUUCUGGCUGCUGUUCGUGUCACUGCUCUGUGGAAUGGGAUCGGGCACGGUGGUGAUCAACAAUCUCGGCCAGAUUGGCGAGACGCUGGGCUACAAGGAUGUCGGCACCUUCGUGUCGCUCACUAGCGUGUGGGGAUUCUUUGGCCGCAUUGGAUCGGGUCUCGUGUCCGAGCACUUCCUCAGAUCUUCCGGAGUGCCACGGCCGGUCUGGCUGGCGGCCUCGCAAGUUCUCAUGAUCGUCGGCUUCGUGCUGCUCGUCUCAGCGCUCCCCGGCUCUCUUUACAUCGGAUCGAGCAUCACCGGCCUCUGCUACGGCGUCCGUCUCGCAGUCACCGUCCCGACCGCGUCCGAGCUCUUCGGCCUCAAGUACUUCGGCCUCAUCUACAACAUUCUCAUCAUCAACAUCCCCCUGGGAUCCUUCCUCUUCUCGGGCCUCCUGGCGGGAUUCCUCUACGACUACGAGGCCCAGAAAUCUCUCGGCGUUGUCGCUAGCGCUGCUCCCUCGAUCUCCAACCCCGGAUUGUGGAAUGGUCUGCUCCAAAGCUUUGGAUAUUCCGGGAGGGCGUGCCUUGGAACGCGAUGCUACAGGCUCACGUACGUGACCAUGAUCGGCAUUUGCGCGCUGGGGUUUAUCGUGGACACGGUGCUGGCAUUUGUCACCGUGCCGCUCUAUCGCAAGCUCAAGAACACGUUCGCGAUCAAGAGCCGGUGAUCCGCCACCUUUUGUUUGUAUGAUGUUUAUGAUCAAGAGCCCUAAAACUAGAGUCCCUCCAAUUGCUAGGACGAAUGCCACCAAAGGCGAUCGUCACCACUGCAUUGAAUGGAAUAAGAGCAAGAAGAUUGGCAUGA
Selaginella moellendorffii is the source of this 2220-nucleotide messenger RNA. Its product is annotated as protein NUCLEAR FUSION DEFECTIVE 4. Lineage: Eukaryota; Viridiplantae; Streptophyta; Lycopodiopsida; Selaginellales; Selaginellaceae. Gene Ontology annotation, cellular component: membrane. The record is from RefSeq and is a predicted model, not a curated record. The transcript has 3 exons. Bases 356 to 2083 code for a protein of 575 amino acids.